AUGGCAUUUGAAACUUACGUGGUCAUUGAAGGGCUUGGCAACAGUGCUUACAGAUGGAGAUCGAAGUUCGAAGGAGGCUGCUCGCGAGACGGCUGGGCUUCCUUCAAUAGUGGUGCUAACAUUUUGAAUAAUAAACCGGGAGCUGACAAGCGGUCUGAAUUUCUGCUAGGACAAACGCUACUGGCAAGGGGGCUUGCUGAUGUAAACACCCUUCUCCUUUACUGGUUUAUCUUAGAAGAUCCCCGGAGAGCAAGAAGAGCACCACCAUCUGCUCCAACCCGCCGACUGGUAGAUCCGUUUUGGUUCUUAACAGAAUCAACGAGAGACCCCUCCGAGCACAAGGCUAAUUACCAAGUAUUUUCAGGUCAACUACACUGAAAGCAAACUAAAAGAUUACAUUGAUCCAGAUUAUGAUAUGCUCAAGGUCAGGUUUGCAAAGAGUGAUCGACACACCCAUUGUCGCAUCAUCGUAGGAACCGACAAGACAGCUACCGUAACAACCAACUGGUCUGAGUUCCGCCGCCUUGCAAAAAUCCAUGAAGGAGACAUCUGUGCCUUUCUUUUUCAAGGUCACCACAGAGCAACACCUGGUUCUCAUCAUGCAUUGCCUUUAGAUGAACCAUUGAUAGCAACAGAAGUCGUAUCUAGAUAUCAUCUAGCAUUCUAAGGACUACUAAUCAAGCUCUGUAAUAGGAUGAAGCCUUCCUCUGUUUUUCGACGAUGCUAUCUGUUGCUUUUGAACAGCUACCACCUAUGCUUUUAUCUAUAUAACCUCUGUUGUUGUUCCUCAUCGAUCUAUUAAUAUGCAUAAUGCCACCCUUAUCUAUAA
Molecule: messenger RNA, 829 nt
Organism: Triticum aestivum (bread wheat)
Lineage: Eukaryota; Viridiplantae; Streptophyta; Magnoliopsida; Poales; Poaceae
Exons: 6
Coding region: 1-378 (125 amino acids)
Source: RefSeq, a predicted model, not a curated record